Molecule: messenger RNA, 3258 nt
Organism: Chilo suppressalis (striped riceborer)
Lineage: Eukaryota; Metazoa; Arthropoda; Insecta; Lepidoptera; Crambidae
Source: the annotation of a GenBank genome assembly
CGCUGUUUGCUGUGUAAUCUGUGCUCGCUCUGUUCUGCGACUGACAGACAGGCAGACAGCAAUCCUCUCUUCUUCCUUAUUUCUUUUGAUUCGAUUGUGUAAAGAAUGGUAGAUUGAAUUAAGGCCUACUUAAACUUGAUUUUCUAGUACUACUUAUCAAAACAAACGUAAUAAAAUAAUAGUGACAAUAAAAUCAAAGAUUAUUUCUGUUGUGUUUGAUGAAGUGAAAUGUGGUCGAUGACAGCGUGAAAACGGUGCUACGUAAGUAUAAAUCGACCGAAUUAUACGACGAAUAUCGUGUGUAUUAAUUUAUAACAACAGUAUACCACUGUAUUUUGCCGCAUAAUAGUGUUGGUGGCUGUCAAUUCCUGACAGGUAAGUACAUAAAUGUAUUGUAGUAAAAGCAAGCGAGCACAUAAAUCAGUCGUAGUUCCUUUUCCAUAUUACGUUGUGAAAACUGUUGAUUUUUGUUGAAAUUCCAUAGGACAACUGUGUAAUGUAAAGUGCUAGUGGAAUUACAUGGAUCAAACAGGAGCGCAGCACCGACUAGAAGAGCUAGAAAUAAUAACAAUAAAAUAAUAACAAAAUAUUUUUUUAGCAACAAAAAAAUAAAUUAUGUUACUUAUUGUAAAUAUGUAUUGAGUGUAAACAUAAUUUCUAACUACUGUGAUCUCUUAACACGUGAUUAGUGUAAUAUUGUUUUUUUUAUACAUGUAUCGUGGUUGAUUUUAGUGCAAUUCCAAGGGUUGAUUUUGUUUCAAUUGUAUUUAUGAUAGGGAUUCGUUUGCCAGUAUGAGUUCUGUCGGCAGUAACACGAGUGUUAAGCCACAAAUGCCAUUGCGGCAGAAGGAUUUUGAUCAGAUAUGGGGCGAUCUACAAGAAGGUAUCGAGCAAGUAUACAAGCGACAGUACAUGGUGAAGAAGAGAUACAUACAUUUGUAUACUCAUGUAUACAACUAUUGUACGUCCGUGAACCACCAAGGUUCUAGCUCUUCAGCCAGCAGAAAUAGCGCCAACAAUGGAGGCAGGAACAGCUACGGGGGCAAGAAACAGCUUUGUUCGCAGUCUGGGCAAGCCCCAGGUGGGGCUCAACUCGUCGGCCUGGAAUUGUACAAGAGGCUACGUGAGUUCCUUAGGAUUUAUCUCAUCAACUUACUCCAGAACGGUGCCGAUCUAAUGGGCGAAGACGUAUUGGCGUUCUAUACGAAGCAAUGGGAGGAAUAUCAGUUCUCGUCGCGAGUAUUGAACGGGGUCUGCGCGUAUCUCAACCGGCACUGGGUGAAGCGCGAGUGCGAGGAGGGCAGAAAGGGUAUCUACGAGAUCUACCAACUGGCUCUAGUUACAUGGCGCGAUAAUUUAUUCCAACGGCUAAAUAAGCAAGUCACCAACGCUGUUCUAAAACUGAUUGAAAGAGAACGCAACGGCGAGACCAUUAACACCAGACUUGUUUCCGGGGUGAUCGACUGCUACGUAGCUUUAGGCUUGAACGAGGAAGACCCCAGUGCCCGGGGUCAAAACUUAGCCGUUUACAAGGAGACCUUCGAAGCCGUAUUCCUCGAAGACACUGAGAGAUUCUACAUCAGAGAGAGCACAGAUUUUUUGAGGAACAAUCCUGUAACCGAGUACAUGAUUAAGGCUGAACAACGGUUACAAGAAGAGCAGCGUCGCGUACAAGUUUAUUUGCACGAAACUACUAUGGAGAGACUCGCUAAGACCUGCGAUCGAGUGCUCAUUGAGAAACACUUAGAGAUAUUCCACGCUGAGUUCCAGAAACUAUUGGACGGCGAGAAGAACGCCGACUUAGGCCGAAUGUACAGCUUGGUAGCUCGUAUUCCCGACGGUUUGUGCGAACUGAGACGUCUACUGGAACAACAUAUACACGCGCAAGGAUUGCAGGCCAUAGACAAGUGCGGCGAGAGUGCUCAUACGGAUCCGAAAGUGUACGUGUCAACAAUACUGGAAGUUCACAAGAAGUACAACGCGCUAGUUCUUGUGGCAUUCAACAAUGAUUCCGGUUUUGUGGCCGCCUUGGACAAAGCUUGUGGAAGAUUUAUAAAUAGCAACGCAGUGACCAAAGCCGCGAAUUCCUCAUCGAAAAGCCCCGAACUUCUCGCCAAAUAUUGCGAUUUACUGCUGAAGAAGUCCAGCAAGAACCCAGAGGAGGCAGAAUUGGAAGACACACUCAACCAAGUGAUGGUUGUGUUCAAAUAUAUCGAGGACAAGGACGUAUUCCAGAAGUUCUACAGCAAGAUGCUUGCCAAGAGACUGGUGCAACAUAUGUCUGCCAGCGAUGACGCAGAGGCCUCAAUGAUCUCAAAGUUAAAACAAGCGUGUGGCUUCGAAUAUACGAGCAAGUUGCAAAGAAUGUUCCAGGAUAUCGGCGUAUCCAAAGACUUGAACGAGAACUUCCGCAAGCAUAUGGUAGAUAGCGCUGAAUCGCCGCUGCACAUCGACUUCAGUAUCCAAGUGUUAUCCUCGGGAUCCUGGCCUUUCCAGCAGUCCAGCUGCUUCCAGCUGCCCACUGAGCUCGAGCGUUCAGUGCAUCGGUUCACAUCGUUCUACUCGGCCCAGCAUUCGGGCCGUAAACUUAACUGGCUCUACAAUAUGAGCAAAGGGGAAUUGGUCACCAAUUGCUUCAAGAACAGAUAUACCCUUCAAGCGAGCACUUUCCAAAUGGCCGUAUUGCUUCAAUACAACGAGAACACGGCGUGGACCGUGAGACAACUAGAGCAACACACCGGCAUCAAGGGGGACUUUUUGCUUCAGGUUCUUCAGAUACUGUUGAAAGCGAAAUUGCUCGUAUGCCAAGACGAUGAAUCAGAACUGACGGAAUCCUCUGUGGUGGAGCUCUAUGUAGGAUAUAAGAACAAAAAACUCCGAGUCAACAUCAACAUACCGCUGAAGACGGAACUGAAGGUGGAACAAGAAGCGACGCAUAAACACAUCGAGGAGGACCGCAAGAUGCUUAUACAGGCGGCCAUAGUGAGGAUAAUGAAGACACGCAAGACCCUGAAGCAUCAGCACCUGGUGGUGGAAGUGCUCAAUCAGCUCUCCUCAAGAUUCAAGCCACGCGUACCCGUUAUAAAGAAAUGCAUCGACAUACUGAUCGAAAAAGAAUACUUGGAGCGUACGGAAGGCGAGAAGGACACAUACAGCUACUUGGCAUGAUCGCGCCGCUUAAACGAUAAAUGAAUAUACAUAUAGUAAUACCACAAUGUAACGAUGAGUUUCAUUUAAUAAAAAACGAGCUAGCCUUAC